AUGGCUUUCAUCAAAGAGUUCCAGUAUCUUACUCGGGCGUAUCAUCUUAUCUGGCAUGACCUGUGUGUAGUCCUGUCCUCCACCCUUCCUGCAGACGAGAGGGAGCGAGUCCAGACUGCAGCCCCAGAGCACGCCAACCAAGCCCGCCUGGUCGACCUGACUCUACCAGGCGGAAAUGUCUGGAGAUGCGCCAGUACCUGGGCCCCGCAGAGGGGGUGGCGUGAGUGUUUUAAGCCGGGGGUACCCCGUCCCCCCUCUUCCCCCACGCUCAGCAGGAGGGAGGCCGUAUCUGAGGACUCCGCGGGCCCGUGGGGAGGAACCCACACUCUCCGCUAUGACCUCAUGGCCUUGCCCCCGGACUGGCCUCGGAGGCCCCAGUUCCUGGCCCUGGGGUACGUCGAUGAUGAGCCCUUCCUGCGCUAUGACAGCGAGGGCCACCGGGCAGAGCCCUGGGGUCCAAGGAUGAGCAGAUACCCGGGAGCAGAGAGUUGGGCAAGAGAGACUGAAGACCUGAAGGAGAAAGAGCAGCAGCUCAGAGGGACCCUGGCAGCCAUCAUGAGCCAGCAGGGGCAGGACAGGGGCUUUCACUCCCUCCAGGCCACCUUGGGCUGUGAGCUCCAGGACAACCUCAGCACUGGAGGCUUCUGGCGCUUGGGCUACAAUGGGCAGGACUUCCUCACCUUUGACCUGGAGACUCUCACGUGGACAGCGACCCUGCCCUCCGCCCAGCGCAUCAAGAAGUUCUGGGAGAGACACAGCCCCCAGGCAGAUCUGGUUAAGGUUUACCUGCAGGAGACUUGUCCUGCCCAACUCCGGAGACACCUGGCUUCCCUGAGAGGCCUGGGGAGUGCAGAUUCCCCGCUGGUGAAUGUGAUCCGAAGGCAGAACCCACUGGGCAGGGUCACCCUGACGUGCCAGGCCUUUAACUCCUAUCCCCGGGGUGCCACCCUGACCUGGCUUCGGGAUGGGGAGCCCGUGCCCCAGGGGACCGUUGGGCUGGAGGCCAUCCUGCCCAGUGGGGACGGGACCUACCAGACUUGGCUGACCACUCAGACCCAGCCUGGAGAGGAGGAGAGAUUCACCUGCCAUGUGGGACACGGUGGGCUGAACACCACCGUCCCUGUCGUUCUCGGCCCUCAAGCUCGGGGUGCUCUGCCGGGGGCUGCUGUCACCCCCGCGGUUGUCCUGGCUGUCUGCACACUUCCCUCCGUGUUGGUUUUGGUGGCCUGUGUCUAGAAGCGGAAGGACACAGAGAAUGGAAAAAGUCCAGGGACGGGAGAGGAGUAGACUUUUCCUGCUUGUUGGAGCACAUCGUGAAGGCUGCUCGGGAACCAGGGAAGAACUGGGAAAUUUGGAAGAGAGUGAGUGAGAGGGAGAGAGGCAGAGAGGGAGACGA
This is a messenger RNA of Tupaia belangeri chinensis (Chinese tree shrew), 1396 nucleotides long. RefSeq names its product zinc-alpha-2-glycoprotein. Lineage: Eukaryota; Metazoa; Chordata; Mammalia; Scandentia; Tupaiidae. The transcript is spliced from 7 exons. Gene Ontology annotation, biological process: immune response; viral process. The record is from RefSeq and is a predicted model, not a curated record. The coding region runs from base 1 to 1236 and encodes 411 amino acids. Gene Ontology annotation, cellular component: external side of plasma membrane.